CUGCACUGUCCCUCCCAAUCCGCUAUAGCACACUGCAAGCCGCCAUGUGUCUAAACUCACCACCAAAAACUCAAUUAGAGCUAGAAUUUCGACGUGUCCAAAGCCAGCAUGAAAAUUAAGACGAUCACCCGUGGUACGUCGCUGACGCGUCUCAAUGACCAGGAUCCGGUGAAGCGCAACUUGGAUCCUUCUCUUCAUCCGUUUGAGCGAGGUCGCGAGUAUGUCCGCGCUCUGAAUGCGACAAAAAUGGACAGAAUGUUCGCAGCACCAUUUCUUGGUCAACUGGGACAGGGCCACCAGGACGGUGUUUACGCCUUGGCUCGUGACACUCGGGUUUUGAAUCGUUGCGCUAGUGGAAGUGGUGAUGGUGUUCUUAAACUUUGGAAUAUGGGAGAGAGGAGUGAAUGCUGGUCGGUCAAGGCUCACGACGGUAUCAUUCGUGGACUUGCUUUCACUCUUACGGGAGACUUGUUGUCUUGUGCUUCAGAUCGUACUGCUCACCUCUGGGAUUUGCAAACCUCUGCUGCCAAGUCUUCGUAUAUGGCAGACUCUGCUCUGUUGGACAUCGACACACACAAGAACAAGUCUAUGUUUGCGACGAGUGGUGCAAAUGUCUCGGUUUGGGAUGUGAACCGUGAUUCCCCUGUUACUCGAUUCCAAUGGGGAAUGGACACCAUUCCAGUCGUCAAGUUUAAUCACACUGAAACCUCCGUUCUGGCUUCUGCUGGCAUUGACCGUACCAUCGUCAUAUACGACUUACGGACAUCUUCUCCUCUUACAAAGCUCGUAACUAAUCUGCGGACAAACUCUAUUUCGUGGAACCCCAUGGAGGCCUUUGACUUUGUCACCGCCAGUGAAGAUCACAAUGCAUAUUUGUACGACAUGCGGAACUUGAAACGCGCCUUAAAUGUGUACAAAGAUCAUGUGUCUGCAGUCACGAGUGUUGAUUUCUCUCCCACUGGUCAAGAGUUUGUAACAGGCUCUUACGACAAAUCCAUCCGCAUUUACAACGUGCGUGAGGGUCACAGCCGUGAUGUUUAUCACACAAAACGUAUGCAACGUCUUACCUCAGUUCGCUUUUCGAUGGACGCAGAGUACAUCAUUUCUGCCUCCGACGAUAGCAACGUCCGGUUAUGGCGUGCAAAGGCCUCUUCUCGUGCUGCUGUGCGGUCGACGCGUGAGGAGAAUCGUCUCAAGUACCUCGAUGCACUUCGCGAACGCUACAAGAAUGUUCCCGAGGUUCGUCGCAUCGCCCGUCACCGUCACUUGCCUACUACAGUCAAGAAGGCGGCCGAGACAAAACGCGAGGAGCUUGCUGCUCUCAAGCGUCGCGAGGAAAACCGCCGUCGUCACAGCAAAAAGGGAUCUGUCCCUUACCAAAAAGAGAGAGAGAAGAACAUUGUUGCCUUACAAAAGUAGGCGAAUUGCUUCUUCUAGUCUUAUGUUUCUAUUUUCUUCCUUCACCUUUCUUCUACACACAAUUUUUUUUUACUAAGGUGUAUUUUUGGGUAUAUAAACAUGUUUUUUAGCGGAGGACCGCUAUAUGGGAAUUGAGUAUAGGGAAGUGUAACACUUUGGG
Schizosaccharomyces japonicus yFS275 is the source of this 1579-nucleotide messenger RNA. Its product is annotated as U3 snoRNP-associated protein Sof1. Gene Ontology annotation, biological process: maturation of SSU-rRNA from tricistronic rRNA transcript (SSU-rRNA, 5.8S rRNA, LSU-rRNA); protein ubiquitination. The record is from RefSeq and is a predicted model, not a curated record. Bases 109 to 1419 code for a protein of 436 amino acids. NCBI's taxonomy places the organism in Eukaryota, Fungi, Ascomycota, Schizosaccharomycetes, Schizosaccharomycetales, Schizosaccharomycetaceae. The transcript is spliced from 2 exons. Gene Ontology annotation, cellular component: small-subunit processome; nucleolus.